AUGAAGGCCAUAACGCACGUAACCGCUCGAAAAUGGCCAUGCUCGCAGCUGCCGUGUCUUCCUCUUUCCAGCAAUAUUCUCUCUCGGAGCUGGAGACGAGCUUUCAAAGCCAAUUCUGAAGAAACAAGAGCGUUCGGCACGUCUGCUAUUAAAGCAAAGCUCAAAGUGACAGACUCCAAAGACGAGGUGACUGCGCGCACAUAUGACGCUGGGUAUGAUGUCGUCGUCGUCGGCUCCGGCUGCUCGGGCCUUACGACCGCAGUGGUUGCUGCCAAAAAGGGCCUCCGUGUUCUCGUUUUAGAGAAGACCAAUUUCUACGGGGGAACAACGGCAUUUUCAGGAGGCGGCGCUUGGAUUCCGUGCAACAAGCAUCAGCCCGGUAUCGGGGUGCAAGACUCACGUUCCCAAGCGGAGAGUUAUCUGGCCAAGAUCGUUGGUGAAGACGCUGUCUCUGGCGAAAAGAUGCAAGCUUUCCUUGACUCGGGCCCAAAGAUGGUAGAAUGGCUGGAAGAGCACACUGCCGUCAAGUUCAAAGGCGUUCCACUGCCCGACUAUCACCCCGGCCAGCCAGGUUCCAGCAUUGGUCGCACGAUUUUGACCCAUGCAUUCGACGGCAAAGACCUCGGAAGGCGCAUUCGAGAGAUUCGGUAUCCGAUGAAAGGUUUUAGUGCGUUGGGUACGAUGCAGGCAGAUCCGGCGGAUCUCGGAACUUUGACAGCGCCUUUCAAGAACGUGUCCAACUUCAUUUACUGCACGCGCAAGAUAUUGCGGUAUUUUCUUGACCUACUACGUUAUGGAAGGGGUGCCGAGAUGGCCAACGGUAACGCCUUGAUUGGACAGCUUUACACGACUUGCCUUUUGCAGGGUGUCGACUUUUGGCGCAACAGUGCGGCCAUUGCUCCAGUCCUUGGAGACGGCGUUGAGGGUCUGGUCGUGUCCCGCGGGUCCGGUAAGAGCGCCCGCGUCCGGGCACGCCGUGGUAUCAUGCUCGCCAGCGGAGGGCUUGGGAGGUCUCCCUCCAGCCAGAAAUACGUUCCUCAUGAGUGGACUGCGGUACCGCGAGGGAAUCAAGGGGACGGCAUCUCUAUUGCCAUGCAAGCGGGAGCGCACAUACCGCCACCGAAUAAGCAAAACGCCAUAUUUGCCCCAAUCUCGCUGCUCCAUCGCCCAGACGGCACGGUCUGGCGCUAUCCACAUUUUGCUCUCGAUCGAGCAAAACCAGGAAGUAUCAUUGUCGGCCCCGAUGGGAGGCGCUUUGCCAAUGAGAGCGAGCCAUAUCAGGAGUUCGUCAGCAAGAUGCACGAGCGAGGCAUCAAGCGUGCAUUCUUUAUCGCCGACCGGACUUUUCUACGCAAAUAUGGCAUGGGAAUGGCAUUGCCAUGGCCGCUUCCCAUAGGUGGCCUGCUUCGCCAGGGUUACUUGGUUCGCGGCUCGACUCUCACAGAGCUGGCUCGCAGAAUCGAAGUAGAUCCCACGUGCCUCGAGGAGACUGUGAGUCACUUCAACGAAUGUGCUCGUACCGGUCGGGAUGAUGAGUUCAAACGCGGCGAGAAUAUCUACGACCGCUUCUAUGGCGACGCAACGGUUCUGCCGAACCCUAGCCUCGCACCGUGUGUCACAGGCCCUUUUUAUGCGCUCCCUUUGGUUCCAGGAAACGUCAGCAUUAUGUGGGGUGUCACAACAAACAAGGACGCUCAGGUACUCGACAAUCAAAUGAAGCCAAUUCCUGGGCUGUACGCACUUGGGUGUGAUCAAAAUUCAGUCAUGAGAGGUCAGUAUCCUGGGGGAGGUUCGAGCAUUGGCCCAGCAAUGACAUUCGGCUUCCGGGCUGCUGAACAUGUGGCGAACGACCAACCUCUUUAG
This is a messenger RNA of Penicillium pulvis, 1863 nucleotides long. RefSeq names its product fumarate reductase/succinate dehydrogenase flavoprotein. The record is from RefSeq and is a predicted model, not a curated record. Bases 1 to 1863 code for a protein of 620 amino acids. Lineage: Eukaryota; Fungi; Ascomycota; Eurotiomycetes; Eurotiales; Aspergillaceae. The transcript has a single exon.